CUGCGUGCAAAGUAUGAGGAGGCAUUUGAGGGAGUUGGUGGUGGCUCUGAUGACAAAGCCUCUUCCUUUCACUUCUUCACCAUCAUCACUCUCCUCCAACUCUCUCCCCUUCUCUCCUUCCUUUCUCCGACGACAACCUUCCUCCGUCGUUUCACGUCCCAUCGCAACCAUGACCAACACCAAAAACGACACCAAUCAAGAACUGGACGCCAUUUUCAAGCAGAAGAAGCUCGUCAGAUCCAGAGUCCGCAAGGCCCUCAAAGCCAUGGAACCCUCUAUUCGAUCCUACGAAGAUAAUGCGAUUCAGGAUUUAGUAUUGGAUGCUUCAUGGUUUAAGUCUUCUCUGAGAUUGUGUGCUUAUAUAAGUUGCAGUGCUUUGCUUGAAGUUGAUACUUCUAAAGUGUUGUCCCAGAUUUCGGAAAAUCUAGACAAAGAUGGUAACGUGGAAGUGAGGAAGAAGAAGCUUUUUGUUCCAAGGGUGGAGGACAAGAACAGUCACAUGAGAAUGCUACACAUCUCACGCAUUGAUGAUCUCGUCGCAAAUUCGAUGGAUAUUUUGGAACCCGCUCCAGUGGAUGCUGAUGGAAAUGAACGUGAAGAUGUCAUGCAGGCAAAUGAACCCGUUGAUUUGUUCCUCUUACCUGGGCUAGCGUUUGACAGAACUGGAAGACGCUUAGGUCGUGGUGGAGGCUAUUACGACACCUUCAUUAGAAACUACCAAGAGCUAGCAAAAGCAAGAAAUUGGGAGCAGCCCCUCCUUGUUGCGCUCUCGUAUUCCACACAGAUAAUGGAUGAGGAAGUUAUACCAAUCACUCCAAAUGACGUUCCAGUGGAUGCUCUUGUGUCUGCCGCUGGCGUGAUUCCCAUAAGAUCAGCUGCCUUAGAAAGAAUGAGGAUUUGAAAUUGGACCUGACAAAUCAACCUGAAUACUUCCCUUUGAUGGGAGCUUUGGUCAUUGGUAACACCGAUAUGCGGAUAACAUAUGAUCCCAAUAUGCUUGAGUGAGACGCAGGGGAUUUAUGAUUAAUUAGCCAAUAGCUAUAUAUAGUUGAAAGGCCAAGAUGAACCUCCACAAGGUUGUACGUGAUAUGACUAAUUAGCUAUAUAGACUGAUCAGGAAUGCUAUGUUACAGAUUUACGAAAAUACUAAAACUCUACAAUUUCAAGAAAUGCAAUUUCCUUUGAAACAUCAAUUCUUUGUGUGAAGUUGCUCUAACUAGACUAUUUCAAUUUUCAAGA
Messenger RNA from Morus notabilis, 1239 nucleotides. Its product is annotated as 5-formyltetrahydrofolate cyclo-ligase, mitochondrial. The coding region runs from base 14 to 901 and encodes 295 amino acids. The transcript has 8 exons. Gene Ontology annotation, molecular function: 5-formyltetrahydrofolate cyclo-ligase activity. Gene Ontology annotation, cellular component: mitochondrion. Lineage: Eukaryota; Viridiplantae; Streptophyta; Magnoliopsida; Rosales; Moraceae. Gene Ontology annotation, biological process: folic acid-containing compound biosynthetic process; tetrahydrofolate interconversion. The record is from RefSeq and is a predicted model, not a curated record.